Messenger RNA from Brugia malayi, 1971 nucleotides. RefSeq lists its product as uncharacterized. NCBI's taxonomy places the organism in Eukaryota, Metazoa, Nematoda, Chromadorea, Rhabditida, Onchocercidae. The record is from RefSeq and is a predicted model, not a curated record. The transcript is spliced from 12 exons. Bases 1 to 1971 code for a protein of 656 amino acids.
AUGGAUGAUCGUUUGACACGUUCACCAUCUAUUUCGAGCUUCGAUACCAAUCAUUCAUCAUGGAGUUUUGUUGGGGAGGAUGAUUUCGAUCUAUUAGAUCAAGAUGAAGAUGACUCGGCAUCGGAAGUCGGGGUGAGUGAGGUGGAAGAAGAGGAUGAGCAGAUCGAAGAAGAGGAUGAUGGCGAUAUUUCUAUGAUUACUGAAGACAUGCUGAAUGAUUCUUAUGCGCUUACGUGCACUGACUUUGUCAAAGUGUCCGAACAACUGGACGAGCUAUCGAAAUGCUUUGAUUCACCAUUUGCCCAUAUCUUGGAGGACUUUGCUUUGGGACGAAAUUUGAAGUUUACAGCAGCUUACGGCAUUUCAGCUACUGCUGUCGCUAUCAUCAUAUUCUACUAUGCAUUCGGCAUUGGGAAGCCAGAGUCUUUGUCAUUUACGUCAGCGGAAAAUGUUUGUUUCGUUAAUGAGGACCACCUUUUCGGUCUGCAGUACCGAAUCGCUGCUCCCUUCUUUUUACGUCCAUUUUUUGAAAUUCUUUUGAAGUUAUCGAUUCCGGCUUGGUCUUUUUUUCCAUUCAGUAUCCCUAAACCACAUGCGAUUGAACCGUUUCCUUGGAUACUUAAUUCCGAAAGCAUUAGUGCAUCACAAGACGAGCAUGGAUAUUUCGCUACAAAUCAAUGCGAAUAUGUUUCAGUUGAAUAUCGGCUCAAUGCAGUGAGUGAGACCGUUCGACGAUAUUUAAGACAUACGAAGAAACUGAAGGAACCAUACAGAUAUGAGUCACCAGUUUUUGGUAAAACAAAACAUUGGUUGAAAAAAAGAAACACGAACAAAAUACUGGUUGAAAAAAAAAGCAAUCACGAUGGAAGACUGCAGAUGGAUUUGCAUUUGGUAUUAAGUAAUUCUUCGGAGAAUUGGAAUUCAACAAAAACUGAAUCGUCAGGACAUUUAGAAUCCAUAAAAAUGGAAGUUGCAAAAUUCCAGAAUUCUCCAUCAAUCCCGAAACUAAUCCUACCUUUCCUUCGAUUUUCGGCCCAUCGUUUUUUGAUUGAACCGAAACUUGGAUUACUAGCACCAGUUCCAUUACCAGAAUUGUCAAUGCAAAGGGAAAUAACAUCUAUUUCGAGAAGUAUUGCGGAUUUGGUGCAUACUGAGAAAAAGUGCUUUAAAGCUAUAUCAGAUAUAAAAAGCAUUAAGUCGUUGGGAAAGAAAAGAAAUAAACUACCAUAUAGUGCAGACUUAAGUUCAUCAUUCGUGGCUGUGAAGUUACGAGAAUCGGAAAAGCUGCGGAGAAGUAAUUCGAAAAAAGAAGUACGCCAACCAAAGAGAGUCACGAGUGAAGUUUUGCUAAUUUCUUCGAUGAAGAAAGUGAUUUCAAGAACUGUUGAACGAGCCAAGGUGCAUCGUGAUAAACUUUUGAAACAGUUCAAAAGAGUUGCAGACAACAUCGUGCGAAAGAAUCGACCGAAAACUUUUCGGAUGGGUGAGAAAACAAGUAUUAGCAAGGAGCGAUGCAUGGUAAAUUCUACUUGUAACGUUUUAGCUAGUCUUGCACGGACUUUGGCGGGUAUCACUCUUUUCCCUGCAAUCGUUGGUCAAAUAAAUGCUGCUAAGUACAUUAAUUCUCUGUUGGAUCUCUCAACUUGUAACGGUCUACGUUUAGUUUGUGAAAAGUGUUGGUGGACUAGAGAAUGCUGUCCAAAGGAGAUAUGUGCUUUUCUUCCAUGGCAGCGACAUUUUAAUACGAAACGUUUUUUGGCCUCGCAAGGUCACAAAAUGUUUGAAGCGUUUGAAGAACUCGGUUGGUCAAUGUCUCGAAAGCGUAAAGAUGGUGACGCUAAACCAAAUUUCAAACUCAACCAUCCGAAUUGUUUCGCUUGUUCGGAAAAAGAAUUGCGUUUCGGAUAUGACAAGAAAAACUCGAUGGAACGUCAUUCCAGGAAAAGUGAUAUCCAAGAUCGCAUACAUUGA